AUGAAGCUUUCUGACCUACCAGUGGAGUUACUUUUAAAGGUACUUCCAAUAGAAGACAACUUAAUGUGUUUUCCAGAACAUAUCAUUUUCCAUUGGUUGAAUUUACUCCCACAAACUGAGCUGUUUAAAAGAGUGGCAAAGGCGGUGCAUCAUAGAGAAAACAAUGAAUUUGUAGGGGCAUUUCUAUUCGAGAAAAACUGUCGUAACCAAGCUGAGGUCGAGGAAAGAGAAUCUCUUGUGAAGCUUCAUAGUCGGUUCGAAGAGAAGCUUUAUAUCAACCCUGGAUACUCAGUGGGAAGCCAAUUUUAUAAAAGUUCAUUAACUUUGGCAUCGAAGUGGUUAAGCAAUUGGUUAACCUACUCCAAACCUUUAUCCGAACUUUUUUGCGGAUUUAGAGAGACAACCGGGAGAACGAGUGCCAAUGUUUGUUGA
This is a messenger RNA of Lodderomyces parapsilosis, 432 nucleotides long. RefSeq lists its product as uncharacterized. Lineage: Eukaryota; Fungi; Ascomycota; Pichiomycetes; Serinales; Debaryomycetaceae. The record is from RefSeq and is a predicted model, not a curated record. The transcript has a single exon. Bases 1 to 432 code for a protein of 143 amino acids.